Molecule: messenger RNA, 3255 nt
Organism: Fusarium subglutinans
Lineage: Eukaryota; Fungi; Ascomycota; Sordariomycetes; Hypocreales; Nectriaceae
Product: MUC1 extracellular alpha-1 4-glucan glucosidase
Exons: 1
Coding region: 1-3255 (1084 amino acids)
Biological process (GO): establishment of spindle localization; nuclear migration along microtubule; mitotic spindle orientation checkpoint signaling
Cellular component (GO): mating projection tip; cell cortex; spindle pole body
Source: RefSeq, a predicted model, not a curated record
AUGAACACCAGCGAUUUGAACACGACGACUUCAGCCGUCAAAGAUAGCAACGACAGCGACUGGAUGUCAAAGGCUGAUCCCUUUUUAUCAACGCCUGCUGCAAGCCCUGAAACUAACCGACCUGCCGACCUGGGCGAGCUUGCCAGCGGCAACUGCUACAGUGACCAGGACCAUGAUGUGCCCACGGACAGCCUGCUGAAUUUCGCUGAUGUCCCUGGUCAACUAUCUCACCUGCCAUUCAACAACCCUGGUUCAGCCAAUCCCUCCUGCACCUACACCCCAGAUCCUAAUUCCAGCUUGCUCACUUUCUCGUCUUCCAUUAUUGACACAACUCCGACUUCUUCUGCCUCGUCUGUCACUGAUACGCCCACGACUAGCACGACUGUCGUUGCCUCAGCCGCGAUAACCCCUGCCACGAUAACAAAAACAACGUCAACGUCAACAAACGCCCUUCUCCCGUUUCCUACUCCAACGUCACCCCUACCAUCAUCUGCUCUUCGCAAGACCUCACCAGGAUUAGCUGCCCGACUUAAAGCUUUGGGAUUUGGCGCCCAAAAAUUCUCUACGCCCCCGAUAACGCCUCAAAACGAUCGUAUCGGCCGUCUAAACGAAGAUCAGCUUCGAGAGCUCGACGAGAAGCACCAAGCGGGUUCGGUCAAAUCGAUCAUCGCCCGGCGCGGUCGCCCGUGGAAGGGCGCCGGCGCUUCUUCCUCACCAAAGCCCGUCGCCCAAGACCCAAAUCUUGAGCUACCGCCGUUCAAGGUUGAGAUUCCCGAUUCUACCGUGGCCUUGUUGCCCGAGAUUCAAACCCCCGAACCCCUGGACAUGGACACUCAAAAGUAUCGGCUCCCUGACCACACCAACGGCAAUGGGACAAAGGUCACCCUGGACACUCGCCGCGAACACAUCGAGCGCACCACACGCCCUCCGUCUCCUGAUAGUGCAGGCCUACCUCCUCCGCCACCCCCGAAGGAUACACCACCAAUCGCAACUUCGACGCCGGCUACACCCCCGACCGACUACGUUCCUAGCCUCAACUCAUAUUUCACACCUGGCCAUAACCGCCCCGGUUCGAUAUACACGCUAUCGCGCGCUUCUUUUGCCUCUCAGCUUGCUCAAUUAACGUCACUGCAACUCCCAGAUGCGGAAUCGCUAGCGAGCCAGGUUACCGCAAUUCCAACGGCUCAGGUAGCUGCCAAAGCCCUGAUCAACGCUGCCGAGCAAAUCAGGAGCUGGAUAUCCAAGGCAUCGGAGGUCGUGGAAGGCCUGGAUAGCGAAGAUGAUGUCGAAUGGGCUGCAGCUGGUGGUCGCGAGGGCCUGGCUGAAGUCGAAAUGGCUAUCACUCGCUUUGAGGAGCUUGUCAAAGCCUACGUUGGAGCUAUCGAGCAGUUGCAGAACAGAAAGGACGUUGCUAAUGUAUCUGUGUCAGACCUAACCCAAGCUGUUUCGCAAAUGGAGUCGGUCAUUCAUGAGUGGGAGAAGAUCCGCAGGACGCUACAUGUGGUAAGAGCUCAGGUGGAAAUAGCUAUGGAGUGGGAGGAACUUUGGAACAACGUUCUCGGAGAUGUACAAGGGGAAAUGGACGAACUCAGCAGAUUGGUAUUUGAGAUGGAAGAACGGCGACACAAGAGCUUGAUGGCUGCCAACGCUGACAGUGUUGACAUUGGGGACCUUGAGACAAUCGUGGAAGAGAACCCUAUUCAGGCAGCUCGAUUGCAGGCCCCAAGUCGCUAUAGCCUUCCGACCUUUCCAGUAACACCUAACUCACCAGGCACGCCCACCUUGUCGCAGGACGACUCGAGUUUACUGGCUCUAUUUGCUCGAAUGCAGCCCUUGAGGGCAUCUCUCGACUUCCUGCCGAUGCGGCUGUCCAUGUUUGAGGCGAGGGCCGAGCCAUCGUUUCCUACAGCCUGCGAGGAGCUAAACAUGCGCCGUGAAGGACUUGAUGCUAGCUACAAGAAGCUCGAGAAGGAUGCUGAGUCACUACGCAAGGAGUUAGGAGAGGAUCGAUGGGUUAUUGUUUUCCGAGGUGCCGGUAGGCAAGCACAGAAGAUGCAAGAGUCUGUCGAGCGCUCUCUCCUCAAACUUAGAGAGGCUGCCGACUCCGGUAUGCAUCUGACUAACCAGCCUGCUAUGAUGAAGAAGUUGGAAAGCUACGAGGCCAAAAGAAUGCAUUAUGGGCCAGCCAUUGAGCGCGUCCUCUCAAUCAUCGACAAGGGUGUCAGCGAGCGGCUAACAGUUAAUGGCGAAAUUUUGCGUUUGCAUAACGAUAUGCAAAAUAGGUGGCAGGCUUUGAAGCAGCAGAUGAAAGACGCAGAGUCAUUGAUUGAGGAAAUUCAUGCUGAUAAGGGUCAGCAGCUGCGGGAUUCCAUCUCCAGUAUGCUCUCAAACGAUCGCUCAACUUUAGGUAGCGGACGUGAAACCCCCGGCAGCUCACCACCAUCGUCAGUUAUCAUGUCGAGUUUGGGACUGGAUCCUCAUACGCCAUUAUCAAAAAACCCAAAAGUACGGGCUACGCCAGGUGCUGGCAACCGCCAAAUUCCUUCGAACCGUCGGCACUCUUCACUGCCAGCACCAACAUCACAAACAAGCAGGAAAUCGGGUUUCUCUCGUCUUUCCACUAUUCCAGGCUCUUCGUCUACUACCAGUCUGCCGCCCAGCCAGAUUAAACGGCCAGAUUCGAAGCUUGCACACCGCCCACGUUGGAACGCGUCGACAAAUACGUCCGAUGUUGAUACUGGUCACAACUUUAAGCCUCUUACACUAACGACACCGAGUCCAUAUGCCAAGAGCCCUGUCGCACACAAAUCCGCUGGCUCAACUACCCCAGGUUCAAGCACCUCGAAGCUACCGACAUUGCGCAGCCCUCUAGCACGUGCCUCAUCAGCGUCUCCCAGAGUCGACGAAACGCCCACUAGAGCUAGUCACUCGAACCUCUCUUUCCGGGAGAGGCUUGCGUCCCCUGGUGCAAACUCUCAGCCAUUGCCGAAGCCACGCCUGGCUUCUCAUCAAUCAACAACGGCCCUCUCCGGCAGACGCUCGUCUCUACAGGCCUCAAGAUCUAUCGGACCUGAUGGAGACCGGCACAGCAGGCCUGCUAGCUCUCUUGCUAUGUCUUCAAGGAGGAUUAGUCUUCUUCCUCAGCCCACAGAAACCGGCCGGGCCAGCCCUGCCUCUGUCUCGAGUGUUCGGUCUACAAUGCGUAAACCUUCUCCAGCUGAACCGAGAGAUUCAAAGCCCAGAUGGAGGCAUUGA